AUCGUCGCCUAGAAUUGGAGCCAUAAAAUCAUACAUUUUAUACCAAUUUGCACUGCUUUCUUCCUUCUGGCCGUCGUCAACUAAGAAAACAAAAUCGAUCAAUCAAAGAUACAAGUCACAAUAAAAAAAAAAAACAAGACUUCCUUUUGCACAAAAAUGGCCAACGAGGUCGUCUUCGCACGGCAGUUCUUGUCGCAGCUCGAUGCCCUGCCCACCAAGCUAUCUCCGGACCAUGUCGAGGAUCCAAGAUCAUACCCAGCCCGAGCAGCCUACAUCCUCCCUCGGCCGCCCAAGGCCAUGAGCAAGCCGCACGGCCGGGCGGCGGCGCCGGGCUCGGAGCGCAGCGUGGCCGUGUCGCUGCGGUCUCUGCGCAACCCGCCGCUCGACAUCAAGCUCGCGCCGCAGCCCGUCUCGACGACGUCGGUGCAGGACGUCAAGGCCGCCGCGGCCGAGCAGGCGGGCCUCCCCGCCGACAAGAUGAAGCUGCUGUUCAAGAAGAAGCCCGUCGCCGACAGCAAGACGCUCGCCGAGCUGCUCGAGGGUGCGGGCGGCUCUGCCGACGAGACGGUCGUCGAGUUCACCGUCAUGGUGCUCGGCGGCGCGGUGCCCAGUCGGCCGGCGGCGGCUGGUGGUGCCGAGAGCGGUGGCGACGUGCAGAUGAAGGAUGCGGCGCCGGCUGCGGCUGCUGCUGCUUCGACGUCUACGGCUCAAGGGGUCAGCGGCGUCGAUGUGCUCAAGACUGACGACUUUUGGACGGACCUCAACGGCUUCCUGCUGCAGAGGGUGAGGGAUGAGAAGGUGGCGGAUGAGGUGUCUGCCCUGUUCCGAAAAGCAUGGGACAACAAGCCAUGA
This is a messenger RNA of Pyricularia grisea, 852 nucleotides long. RefSeq lists its product as uncharacterized. The record is from RefSeq and is a predicted model, not a curated record. Lineage: Eukaryota; Fungi; Ascomycota; Sordariomycetes; Magnaporthales; Pyriculariaceae. Bases 157 to 852 code for a protein of 231 amino acids. The transcript is spliced from 2 exons. Gene Ontology annotation, molecular function: protein binding.